AUGAACCACUACCUGAACUUGGGCCUCGGCUUCAUCGGGGUGUCGAUCGUCUACUUCUUAGUCGCUUCUUUCCUUGCAAAGCGCUACCAUGCUAGAAAAGCCAAAGAGCUUGGAUGUCAACCAGCCUGGGAGCGCCCUUAUCGGUGGCCGUUGGGCAUUGACUUGGUCUGGGAGAUUGUUCAGGCAGACAAGAACAACAUUGUUCCCAGUUACUUCCUCGACGUCUACAACAACAGGACUGGCAAAAAAUCAACAUGGCAACAAAAUAUGCUGGGAACCAUGGGCUACGUGACAUCGGAUCCCAAAAAUAUCCAGGCAAUACUUGCUACUCAAUUCAAUGAGUUUGAGCUUGGAGAAGUGCGACGUGGCAAUUUCUUCCCCAUGUUGGGCAAUGGCAUCUUCACCACUGACGGCAAAGCAUGGGAACAUUCUCGGACUCUUCUCCGCCCUCAGUUUGCUCGCCAACAGGUCGCCGACUUACAAUUGGAAGAAAUCCACGUCCAAGACAUGUUUAGGCAUCUGACCACCACGAACGGGUGGACUGCUCAAGUCGACUUGGUCCCGCUUUUCUUUCGUCUGACGCUCGACUCUGCCACCGAGUUUCUCUUUGGCCAAAGUGUGGACUCACAACUCACCGCUUUGCCUGGCUACACGCAAAAGGCCCGGAAACCUGGUGAACUGGACUGGACGGCAUUUGCUUCCUGCUUUGAUGGCGGCACCAAUGCUCUCGGCGUCCGCGGUAGAUUGGCAGAGCUGUAUUGGCUAUACAGCCCUAAGCACUUUUAUGACAAAUGCAACGAGGUCCACAGGUUUGCUGACUACUAUGUCAAUCUUGCAUUGACUACCGACCUGUCGUCGUUGAGUGAGCACCACCUGGAAAAGGGCCAAAAGAAGGAGAAGUACAUCUUCUUAAAGGAACUUGUGCAACAAACACGGGACCCUAUCGAGCUUCGGAGCCAAUUGCUAAACAUUCUUUUGGCCGGUCGCGAUACAACAGCGGGUCUACUUGGCUUCACCUUUUACUCGUUAGUCAGACAUCCCGACGCCUUCAAGAAAUUACGUGAGAUCAUAUUAGAGGAUUUCGGCACCUACGAAGAUCCCAAGUCGAUUACCUUCGAAACACUCAAGGCUUGCUCGUAUCUACAAAACGUCCUGUCCGAAACACUUCGACUCUAUGCCACUGUGCCCUUCAAUAGUCGCCGGUCAAAUCGGGACACAACCCUCCCUCGCGGCGGAGGUCCGGACGGUAAUUCGCCAAUCUAUGUGCGAAAGGGGACAGAGGUGAACUACUCGGUUCACAUUAUGCAUCAUCGGGAAGAUAUCUGGGGACCUGAUGUGGAAGAAUUCAAGCCCGAGAGAUGGGUUGGACGGCGACCGGGCUGGGAAUUCCUUCCGUUCAACGGCGGCCCUCGAAUUUGUCUUGGACAACAAUUUGCGCUGACGGAAGCCGGCUACGUUAUUGUCCGCAUGCUGCAGAAGUUUGACGUUAUCGAGACUUACGAGACUGAUCCAAUCACGCGCUUUUCCUACGGACUCACCACUGCACCCUUGCGCCUUCCCGUCCGUUUCCAUGAAGCAUCAGCGAAUUGA
Messenger RNA from Fonsecaea nubica, 1590 nucleotides. RefSeq lists its product as hypothetical. Gene Ontology annotation, molecular function: oxidoreductase activity, acting on paired donors, with incorporation or reduction of molecular oxygen, reduced flavin or flavoprotein as one donor, and incorporation of one atom of oxygen; heme binding; iron ion binding. The transcript is spliced from 2 exons. NCBI's taxonomy places the organism in Eukaryota, Fungi, Ascomycota, Eurotiomycetes, Chaetothyriales, Herpotrichiellaceae. The record is from RefSeq and is a predicted model, not a curated record. Bases 1 to 1590 code for a protein of 529 amino acids.